CAGCAGGGCGCCUCUGUGCGCUGGUUCGGCCUGUUUCGGCAGUAGCCGGAUAUUUUCGCCUCUUUGUUUUACUGACAGUGGAUUUAACUCGAAUUCAACCCAAUAUCCAGCGGACCGCUCCACCAACAAACAGCUGUGUGAAGCAGAGCACAGGAUGCAGAGUUAACGCUACCCUGUGUUUCCCAGAAGAAGCCUGGCUGCCAGACCCUCCGCAGUACACACAUGGCGGCAUUAGGGAACCCCGAGAUGUUAACCAGAAAGAUCAAGCUGUGGGACAUCAAUGCCCACAUCACCUGUCGUCUAUGUGAGGGGUACCUGAUCGACGCCACAACGGUCACCGAGUGCUUACACACCUUCUGCAGAAGCUGUUUGGUGAAAUAUCUGGAGGAGAACAACACGUGCCCCACAUGUCGGAUUGUCAUUCACCAGAGUCAUCCACUGCAGUACAUCGGCCAUGAUCGAACAAUGCAAGAUAUUGUCUAUAAGUUGGUGCCAGGACUGCAGGAAGCGGAGAUGAAGAAACAGAGAGAGUUCUAUCAGAAGUUAGGCAUGGAGGUGCCUGGAGACAUCAAAGGUGAACUGUGCAACGCAAAAACCCACCUGGACUCUCAGCGCAAUGGUGACCUGAAAUCGGAAGACCCAUCCAAUAAAGACGCAGGAGAGGAGAAAGCGGAGGAAGACAAUGAUUACCACCGCAGCGAUGAGCAGGUGAGCAUCUGUCUGGAGUGUAACAGCAGUAAACUCAGAGGACUCAAGCGGAAGUGGAUUCGUUGUUCGGCUCAGGCCACCGUUCUCCACCUCAAGAAGUUCAUCGCAAAAAAGCUCAACCUGACUUCCUUUAAUGAGCUGGACAUCUUAUGCAAUGAAGAAAUCUUGGGCAAGGACCAUACUUUGAAAUUUGUCGUGGUAACAAGAUGGAGAUUUAAGAAAUCGCCUCUCCUCCUGCAUUACAGACCCAAAAUGGAUUUGCUGUAGGUGGACAAAAAUGGUUGGUUGUUUUGGCCCGGCGGCUUAGGACUUUGCUACACGCUGUAUAUGCAGAGACCAUCAACUCCCACACCAAAAAAAAAGCCGUCUUUUAAGAGUCAACACAGACACGAGCCAGCAAACAACAAAACCAGCACAGCCACUGCGACACUGUCGGCUUUUACGGGAACAACCGCUUUUUCUGUCUGUUCGUCCGCUAUAUGUCCUAGAUAUGUGAAAAAUUGAGAGAAAGCAUAUAUUUAUACUUUUGUAUAGAUGAGAGAAGUGGAACCAAGACCCUAUUGGUGCGCUGUUUACACAUUAAAACAAAAAAAGACAAAAAAAAGGAAAGGUUUAAAGAUUUGUUGUACCACAGGACUUUGUUCCCACCUCAACUAUGGGCAAAAGAUGGUGCUCUUUGUCUGCCAUCCUCCAUGGAAGUGUCCUCUUACACUGCUAACCAGGGGAGAGGAGGCGUUUCAAACUGACCGCUCUCUCUCAGGUCUUAUUCAACACUUCUCGGGAGCGCAGAACCUUUCUAAGCUUCUAUAAAGCAGUUUAUAUGAGUUGUGUAUUAUCUCCCAUUUUUCUUUACUUUUUUCGGGGUCGCUACAAGUGGAAUUGUGAAUAGGCAAAUUUAUGUGUAGUAUUUAUGUUCUAUUUACCAUAUUGUAUAUAAAAGUCGUUAACAGAGAGAAGCGAGAAGGAAUGGAAGACGUUAUGAAAGUGUGAGUGUGUCUGUGUGUGAAAGUUUAAAUGUUUGAGAAGAGACUGUUUAGAGUGGUUUUCCAAAAGUGCUAUAUUAUGAGCUGCAUUUAUGUGGCUACAUCUCAAUGGAAUAUAAAUCCUGGUGUAAAUUCAAGAUUCCUAAUGGCGCGAAUCUCACAAAAACAUGUCCGGGUCAUAUUUUAGCCCAAUAAUCAAAAGUAAAAAAUUUGAGAUUUCAUAUUGCUUGAAGAAAAUGAAGCCUUUUUUAUUUGUAUUUUGCAUUGGGACAUUAUUUUCAUGACAAUUAAGCACAUUGUCCCCCAAAUUCUCUUUUUUUUUUUCUUUUUUUUUUUUUUUUUUCUAUUUAAUAGUGGGAUGGGAAUCCAUUACUUUCUUGUUACUGAAAUUCUUUAUUUUUAACUGUAUUACAGUACAGAAUUUCUGUAAUUCUGUCUUUUUUUCCCCCCAUUUAAAUCGGCAUAAAGGCGGUGCAAAAAAACUGCCAUGAUGUGUAAAUACUAUUUAAAUACAUAUAGAUAUAUCUAUUUUUUUUCACAUUACAGUAACGAGAAUGAGGAUUUUUUUGCGUUAUGGUAAAGAAAUGGGGGGUGCUUAAUUGUCAUGAAAAUAACGUAACAAUCAAGCGUUUUAAUAGUCCUAAAAAUAAGGCUUUAUUUUCUUAAAAUAACAAAUAUAUAUUUGAUUCUGUUUGAAACAUCAACUGGACAUGUUUUUGACGGAUUUCGUAAGAUUCACCCUAUAUCAGUACAUCUCUUAUCAGUGCGGACUUUGAUGAUGCAAAAAGCAUAUAUAUUGGUCCUCUUUAAUUUAGGAAGAUGUUUAAGUGUUUAAUUAUUAAAUGCAGCAGAGAUAUUAAUUGGAAGUGAUUUUGAAAUGCGUUUAAUCAUCCAACCCUUCCGAUCUUUAAUUUGCAUCCCUAGAAUCAUUAAGGAGGUGUUAGAAUGAAUCCUUAAUAACUAAAUAUGUUUAUAUCUUUAACUUACUUUAAAAACAGCCAAUCUGCCAUUCUUAUAUAUGUGUAUUUCCUGUGCUAUAAUCCCGCAGCCUCAGAGUCAUAUAUGCAAUGCAUCACCUUUUAAUUAAGACAAAAAGAUGAAACAUUUCCUUGACAUCGUGUCAGUUCUCUGCUCCUCCGCAGUAUGAAUGUAACCCACAUAUAACCGUCCAUAUGUAUUGUACAGCUCUUUGUUUUAUUGCUGUCUUCGGUGCCAAAGGCUUAACACACCCUCCUGACUUCACUCUGUUUUGCAUGGCAAGAUGUACGAAUGGCUGAAAGCAUACGGCAAAAUCCACCUAACACGUUUGACCUUGACUGAUUAGAUACUGAGGAAUUUAGCGAAUUGAGAUUAGAUUUGUCUUAUUGGGUUAAUGACCUGUCAUUAAAAUGGACCUUUUCUGUCUUUUCUUUUAUUCUGGUUAUUUAAAUGAGCCUUCCUUGAAGUUUGAAAUGUUUUGAUUUCAAUGUUGACAUCCAGUUAAUUCAUGGCGGAGUCUAGUUGAUCAAAUAUUAAAGGGCUCUUCAUAGAUUUGUAAGGGCUGUGAUUUAUUUCAAGUAUUUCUUGGAGGAGCUAAUUGACAACUUGGUUUGAUAUCCAAACAUUGUGUUAAAACGAGCUGCAUUAGUUUUUACUACGAAACAGUAGAUGACGCAGUAAAAAGGUCUGCUCAUUAUAGCGGUCAACUUUCAAACGGGUAAAUGGCAAACCAGCUUGACCAAAUCUUUCUGGUUCACUUCAUAAAUUAAUCCGUUAUUACUGAUGGUUUGUGUGUUCAAUAGUAUUGGAUUGUAUUCUUGCUUUGAAACACUCACCAGUGAAAUACAUCUAAACUGGACUGCCCUUGAAUCUGUUUUCUCAGUGUCUUAAAAUGUUAAUUAUCUCUGUAACAUUUUUUUAAAGCAGCGUGUUGUUUUGCUUUAUUGCAUCACUGACAUACUCUUGUGAAGAUGAUGUGGUCAUAAUGAUUUCCAUUUGAGCAGUUUCUACUCAUUUUCUUAUGUUAAAUAUUCAAUUCUUGUGUGUGUGUGUCAGCCAUUUCAUGCAAACAUUAAUAUGGCUACAGUUCCAAACACAAACUGCAGAUUUUUUGCAAUGUGUCUAUGCCUGGUGUGAAUGCAACAAAUACAUGCUUUUAACAUUUUUAUUUAAAACUUUUCUGACUCCAGCAUUCAUUAGGAUGGCUGGCAGGGUCAUACUUUGGGGGCGGUUGGGGUCAGAGGGGUCGUUGCCAUGGUGAAGGCUGGUGUUUCUCUUCUUUGAGCCAAUAAAUGGUGCUAAUGUUUUGUACCUUUUAAAAAUAAAGAACUAAACAUGGUGCAGACCAGGGCCGAGUCUUAAAAUACCGGUGUAUCAUCAUAACUUUCUUGCUUUUUUGAUGUGUUUGGUGCUCUUGGGGUUUGUGAAACCUGUCUUAUAAAAAGGAGGGAAGUUGGUUUGGAUUCAUGGAUUUUCAUUUACUGCUGUACCGGGAACUUUGACAUCGGUGUAGUAGCAAAUUAAGACCAUCAUUGUCAUCUGCCAUCGUAAAGAACACUGGCAUUUAGAGGAAAUGUCUAUCUUGCAUCAUUUUAAUAGGGUUAGUUCACCCAAAGAUGAAAAUUCUGUCAUUUAUGUGCCUUCAUAUCGUUCCAAACCCAUUAUCAUUUACUUUCUACCUUAGAAAGCAAACAGAGAAAUUUGGUGCUCUUUCCCAUACACUGAAAGUUAAUGGGGACGGGGUCUGUCAGUCCCCUAACCGUCUGCCUAACUUUUGUUUUCCACUGUAGAAAGUCAUACUGGUUUGGAAUGACCAACAUGAUCACACGGGACAUCAACAUGUUGCUUCCAAAAGUUCAUACUCUCUGAAAUUGCCCCCAUUCAGCCGAAUUACUGAGAAGCAGCAUUCCCCUUUAGACAGCGUGAAUACAUUUCUCUGUGGCGCUACUGAGAGCAUGUUGCCUUGCAGCCUCCGAGACACAGGUUCUGGUCCCAUGGGAACCAGGAAGUAGACGUGUUCAUAUAAACAAUGGUGAGCGCAGUCCAGAAGUUGCAUUUUCACUCCACUGAUGGUAAGGUUUAGGGUUGUGGUUUGGGUGAGUGACUAGGCUUAAUAAAAUAUACACUCCUGUUGACAGUAUUACACCUUUUUCAAAUAAAAAUACAACUCGCUUUUGGCGCCACUCUGUGGACAUUUCAUCAGGAAACUGGAGCUCACAUUUCCAUACGUUCAACAACACUUCCAGCUUUGGCCACUAGGGGCAGUGAUUCGAAUUUCAAUAAGCACAGACCGAUUUCAGCUGAUAAACUUUUGAUCUUCUGUUGCCGAAUUCACAGUGUGAUCAGUCUGAACUAACAGGAGUGUAAAUAAAGACAGAAUUCUCAUUUUUGCAUGAAAGAUUCCUUUAAAGCUUUGCUUUUUAGUGCAAACAUGGUUACUUGUUCUUGCACUAGUGAAUAUUGUUAAUCCUCUAUCACAAAUUUCCAUGAGGUUGUUCCAUUUCUUUGGGUGUAAGUGAUGAAGACUUCCUCUGUUGGCUCUGAUAUUGUUUAAACCAUCUCACAGUCUAGUUUUGCUCUCCAAGGACUUCAUUUUGCAUGAGCGGUACGUUAGUGCUCUGAGGUAGAUUCACUACUCUGCAGUAUUGGGAUGGAUCGAUGCUCAGGCCAUGUUAUCAUGUUAUAAUUGAGACAUCAGUGCUACUUCACUUGACAGGCAGGCUGUAAGAAGCUUACUGGAGACCUGCUUUACUGCUUUAGAAGCUGUGGACUGUGUCCAGACUCAAGUUGCCAUGACUGGAAGCUGGUCUCCUUAUCAUUUCCGUUUGCUUGCUUUUUGGCGGCGUUUGGUUCUGCGACAAUGGUGCUCUUUGACUGACUUUUACACUCGAAUUUGAGUGACAAAUCUGGAGAUGGAUGAUAUAAGAUGAACCCAUGGGUGAAUCUCAUGAAAGCUGUCAAAAAAAACAUGUCUAGAUCACAUGACACAAGUUAUAUUUUGCUUAAUAAAGCCUAUAUCCCCCACACACUUCUCAUUACUGUAUUGCAAAAAAUACAAAAGAUAAUUCUCAUCAUUGUAAUGUGAAAAUUUUUCAGGCCUAGAAAGGUCCAGGAAAUGAAUAAAAUAUAAAAAGUCAUGGAAAAGUCUUAUAAUAAGAUAUUGAAUAAGUGAAUAAGAUAUUUUUGCAUUUUUAUCUGCUGAAAAAUAUUCCAUGAGCUAUAGAUAUUGCUCUUAUGUCAAGGAAAACUUUCUUGUAAGCCAUAUUUGAUUUGUCAGUGAAUCGUUCUUUUGAGUCAGUUUUUUUUUAUUUUUUUAUUUUUUAUGAAUUAGUCGAAACAGUUCACAAAUCUGUCUAUAUUAUUUAUUUUCAAAUCUGUCUGAAUCAAAAUGACUUUUACAAAUCUUUGUCCAAUUAUCAAAAAACGACUGGAAAAGUAAUGGUCAAAAAGGAUGGGAACCCUGCAAAUAUUUAUAUAACUAAAAAAUAUAUAGUACAUAACAGUAGUAUUUGUACUGCCUUUAAUGCAUGCUAGUAAAAAAAAAAAAAUGAAUUGAAUUUUAUGAGACCACUGAGAAAAAAUGAAAGAUGAAAAAUUUGGAGGGAAAUGCAAUUUCGCUAAAUUCCUUUUAUGAAAAUGACACAAUGCAAAAACAUCUUAAAAUAGCCUUCAUUUUCUUUAUGCAAAAUAGUUGCUAUUUGCUGUUCUUUGGAUUAAGAUGUGAAAUAUGACCUGGACAUGUUUUUGUGAUUCACCCCUUUCAAUCUUAUAGUACCUGUUUCUUUAAUCAUGUGAUAUUUGAGCUGCGCUGGAAAGCACUUCUUAUUUAUUGUCUUCUGAAAAGCUUACAGCGGCCCUAAAAGGGCACUUCAUUUCUGUUUAUGUCUCAUUUCUCUCCAGUUGAGGGGUUAUUACGAUUAGUCAGUUUUGCGUUGCAUUGAAUGGGGGGGCCUGUUAUGAUUGGCCAUUUGUGUCUGGUUGCCAGGUCUCUCACUAUGGGUAAUUUUGAACAACUAGUUGGACAACUGGUUUUGUAUUCCACACAAAUUCACUGAAUGUUUGUGUAUUAUUUUUGUUAUUUUAAGGAGAAUUGGUUUAAGAAACCAACCUUCAUAGUGGCAUCUCCAAAUGAGCCAUUCAUUUUAUCAUCACAGAUCUGUGUCCAAACUAUUAUUUCCCCUUAAAUAUUAUUUAUUUGUACUGUAAAAAUCUGUGUCCUGCAGUACCCUGUUUGUUUUGAUAUAAAAUAUGUCUCGAGAUUUGCUGCCUCUAAUCAAUAUCUUGGUCUGUACAUGCUUUGAUAUAUACAGGAUUCGAAGAUGAAAAUGUAUUACUUAAGCAGUAUAAUCCUUUUCCUUCUCCGUCAUUCAACAUAUAGUCUCAUCCACUUAUAUGCUUUGUGUAUAAAACAAGCUGUAACUUCAAUUUAGGGUUGUGGUCGGACUUAUUCAGACUUAUAAAAUGUUUCAGAUUGGGUCGUGUGGAACGAUCGUUAUGUUUCCAUGGAGAAAAAUGUGCAAUAUAUGUCUCUCAGAUGGUUCUUGGUUUCAGCUCUGGAAGCUUCAUUUGAUAAUAUCUGUUCGUUAGGUGCUCAGGUCACAGAUAGAGUCCAUAUACAGUUCUCAUCCCACUAAUUCUACGGGUGCCUGCUUGGCUCAGUUAACACUAAUGUUCCAUACAUAGCACAUUGUUUUCCAUGCAAUUUUAUUUUAACAACUAUUAUGAUUUGUGUGAGUGUGUGUGUGUGUGUGUGUGUUAAAACAUUGACCUUUAAUAGUGUCCUUUUCCUGUUUUUUUCUUCUUGUAUAAUGAUUAUUUAUUGCACAUGUAAUACAAUUGUUUCCAUAGUUACACAAAGGAGUUUUGUUUAAAAUGGGCUGGAGUUUCUUACAAUUUUAUGGAAGCUUUUGUUGAAAUUUUGAAAGUGUGUAUUUCAUGAAUAAAUGCCUUAAAA
Molecule: messenger RNA, 7623 nt
Organism: Myxocyprinus asiaticus (Chinese sucker)
Lineage: Eukaryota; Metazoa; Chordata; Actinopteri; Cypriniformes; Catostomidae
Product: polycomb group RING finger protein 3
Exons: 10
Coding region: 223-975 (250 amino acids)
Biological process (GO): regulation of transcription by RNA polymerase II
Cellular component (GO): PRC1 complex
Source: RefSeq, a predicted model, not a curated record